Messenger RNA from Meira miltonrushii, 1610 nucleotides. RefSeq lists its product as uncharacterized. The coding region runs from base 150 to 1481 and encodes 443 amino acids. The record is from RefSeq and is a predicted model, not a curated record. Lineage: Eukaryota; Fungi; Basidiomycota; Exobasidiomycetes; Exobasidiales; Brachybasidiaceae. Gene Ontology annotation, cellular component: nucleoplasm; nucleolus. The transcript has a single exon.
CACGCCUCAGAUUUUUUAUUUUGACAUUUCUUCUGGAAAUUAUUCAAACCUGCAUUUCGGACCGCCUAGAGUUGGCUGUCAGGUUGGGCUUGUCUUUCAAACAUAUCCUCUUUGUCAUCAUCAUAAAGAUUAGCAUACCAACAGGCGAGAUGUCAAAUCUAGGAUCAAAAGAAGACAUUCAAAAAACAAAUGCGAUCAUCAAGGCAUUCUUACAACAGACGCAUCCUGCCGCAUCUGCUUUGAUCAAAAAUGUUGAUGAUCAAACACCUGAUUCUUCUGAAAAAAGUGCAAAAGAAUUGGUAGAUCUCAUUGCAAAGGCUGUCAAGAAGGGAAGCCUCACUGUUCCGACUUCUGCCAAGGCCGAAAGCGAUUCUGACUCCUCGUCUGACAGUAGCGAUGACGAUAGCAGUGACGACGACAGCAGUGAUGAAGAGGAAGCAAAGGACAACAAAAAGACGCUCAAGGUUCCCUCUACUUCACAUCAACGUGCUUCCUCCGAAACGACAUCUGCAGCUUCAGCGAUUAGUGACGAUGCAGAGAGCGUUAUGAGCGUGGAAAACUCAAAGAUACUCAAAGUGGAUGAUAGCAAGCCAAAGGUAGUAGUCGUUGCAAAAGACGCAAACCACGACUCAAGCUCCGACUCUGAUUCUGACUCGGACUCAGACAGCUCAUCAGAUUCUGACUCGGACUCUGGUUCUGAUGCAAAAGAAGGCUCUUUGAUCAAAAAGAUUGUUGAAAUCGUACCUGGCAAGGAAGAUGCCGGAAGUGAAGACAGCAGCGAUUCAUCGUCCUCCUCCUCCUCAGAUUCGGAUUCUGACUCUGACUCUGAUUCUGGUUCCGGUUCUGAUUCUAGCUCGGAAUCUGAUUCAUCUUCCUCAUCUUCAAGCUCUAGCUCGGACAGCGAUUCGGAUUCCGACUCUGACUCAGGUUCAAGUUCUUCAAGCUCGAGCUCAUCAUCGAGCUCAUCAUCUUCCUCCUCUUCCUCCUCCUCAGAGAGUGAUUCCGACAGCUCAGACGAUUCAGACUCUGACUCCGAUGCAAAGGUUGGUGGUAAACGUAAACGCAAGGGUGAAUCAACAUCAGAACCGCCGGCAAAGCGUGUUGAAAAGACAGAAACGGUGAUUGCUUCUCCUUUACCUACGGCAAAUGCACCUACUUCCAGCACUCCUAUCACCCAAACAACGAUCGUCAAAAGCAUGCCACGCAAAAGUGGACAACCUUCAACCAAUACACCUUUCCAACGAGUGAAAAGCGCAGAUGCAACUUAUGUCAAUGACGUUUUGCGUGAUAAUAGUUUCGAUGCACAUUUGGCAAGAUUGGGUAGAGAUGAUUUCGGUGCAAAAGCAAGUCAAAAGUUAUUGCAAACAAGAGGACAAGGAUUUACAAAAGCAAAGAAUAAGCUAAAGAAAGGAUCUUAUUCUGGUGGUACGAUUGGUAUGGAAUCAAGUUCUUUUAAAUUCGUCUAUAGUGACGAAGAAUAGAUUAGACUCUUUAGAUGAUCGUUUUCCUGUUUCUUUAGUUCUUUCUAUGUAAUUGCAUUGUAUAUUAUACAUUUUUUGUCACUUCUUCUUCUUUCCCUAUGCACCAAUAUAUCGUACAUUAUUGACCUA